GGCAUGGACCUGGCGCCUCCGCUGUAGGGACCCUCGAGCUUCUCCCCUGGGUUUGCGCUCGCCUCGCCGGACCGCCGCGAUGGCCUCGGAAGUGGUGUGCGGGCUCAUCUUCAGGCUGCUGCUCCCCAUCUGCCUGGCAGUAGCAUGUGCGUUCCGGUACAAUGGGCUUUCCUUCGUCUACCUCAUCUACCUCUUGCUCAUCCCUUUGUUCUCAGAACCAACAAAAGCGACUAUGCAAGGACAUACGGGCCGGUUAUUAAAGUCUCUGUGCUUCACCAGUCUUUCCUUCCUGUUGCUGCACAUCAUUUUCCACAUCACAUUGGCUAGCCUGGAAGCUCAACACCGUAUUGGACCUGGUUACAACUGUUCCACGUGGGAAAAGACAUUUCGGCAGAUUGGCUUUGAAAGCUUAAAGGGAGCUGAUGCUGGCAACGGGAUCAGAGUGUUCGUGCCUGAUAUCGGGAUGUUCAUUGCCAGUCUGACCAUCUGGCUCGUCUGCAGAAACAUUGUUCAGAAACCAGUGACAGAAGAAACAGCACAAUAUAACUCAGAGUUUGAAAAUGAAGAAUCGGCUGGAGGAGAAAAACUAGAUCCAGAAGAGGCACUGAUCUAUGAAGAGGAUUUAGAUGAAGGGGAUGGUGUUGAAGGCGAGGUGGAAGACAGCACAAAAUUAAAAAUGUUCCGCAGACUCGCCUCUGUGGCCUCCAAGCUUAAGGAGUUUAUCGGCAACAUGAUAACCACCGCUGGGAAAGUUGUGGUGACAAUUUUACUUGGUUCGUCAGGUAUGAUGUUGCCAUCUUUGACUUCAUCUGUGUACUUCUUUGUAUUUUUGGGUUUGUGCACCUGGUGGUCCUGGUGCCGGACGUUUGAUCCAUUGCUGUUCAGCUGCCUCUGUGUUCUGCUGGCUAUUUUCACUGCGGGACACUUGAUUGGACUUUAUUUAUACCAGUUCCAAUUCUUUCAAGAAGCUGUUCCACCCAAUGACUACUAUGCAAGGUUGUUUGGUAUCAAAUCAGUAAUUCACACGGACUGUUCCAGCACCUGGAAGAUCAUAGCAAACCCAGACCUGUCAUGGUAUCACCAUGCCAACCCCAUCGUCCUGCUGGUGAUGUACUACACGCUGGCAACGCUGAUCCGCAUCUGGCUACAGGAACCCCUUGUGCAGGACGACAGGACCAAGGAAGAGGACAGAGCCCUGGCUUGUAGCCCCAUCCAAAUAACAGCCGAGAGGAGGAGGAGCCUGUGGUAUGCCACCCAUUAUCCAACUGACGAGAGAAAACUUUUAUCCAUGACCCAAGAUGACUACAAACCAUCUGAUGGCCUGCUGGUGACUGUGAACGGCAACCCAGUAGACUAUCACACCAUCCACCCCAGUCUGCCCGUGGAGAACGGCCCUGCCAAAGCCGACCUGUACUCCACCCCCCAGUACCGGUGGGAGCCCUCCGAAGACUCCUCAGAAAAGAAAGAGGAAGAAGAGGACGAGAAGGAAGAAUUUGAGGAGGAAAGGAGCCAUGAGGAGAAACGAAGUGUUAAAGUUCAUGCCAUGGUCUCCGUGUUCCAGUUUAUUAUGAAGCAAAGUUACAUCUGUGCCCUUAUUGCCAUGAUGGCUUGGAGCAUCACCUAUCACAGCUGGUUGACUUUCGUGUUGUUGAUUUGGUCAUGCACCCUUUGGAUGAUUCGCAACAGAAGAAAAUAUGCCAUGAUAAGCUCUCCUUUCAUGGUUGUCUAUGGAAAUCUGUUGCUGAUACUACAGUAUAUAUGGAGUUUUGAACUCCCCGAAAUUAAAAAGGUCCCAGGAUUUUUAGAGAAGAAAGAGCCAGGAGAACUUGCCUCGAAGAUACUUUUCACCAUUACUUUUUGGCUAUUGCUGAGGCAGCACCUCACAGAGCAAAAAGCUCUUCAAGAAAAGGAAGCUCUUUUAUCUGAGGUCAAAAUUGGAAGUCAGGAAAAUGAAGAAAAAGAUGAUGAGCAAGAUAUACAAAUGGAAGGAGAUGCCGGAGAGAAGGAGGAAGACGAACCCAAAGAAGAGAAGCAAGAGAGAAGGAAGGAAGAGGAAAUGGAAGAAGAUGAUGACCAGGACAUCAUGAAAGUGCUGGGCAAUUUGGUGGUGGCCAUGUUCAUCAAGUACUGGAUCUACGUCUGUGGAGGAAUGUUCUUCUUCGUCAGCUUCGAGGGUAAAAUUGUGAUGUACAAAAUCAUCUACAUGGUGCUGUUUCUGUUCUGUGUGGCCUUGUAUCAGGUGCACUAUGAAUGGUGGAGGCGAAUCCUAAAAUAUUUUUGGAUGUCUGUAGUUAUCUACACUAUGCUGGUGCUUAUCUUUAUAUACACAUAUCAGUUCGAGAAUUUCCCAGGCCUGUGGCAAAAUAUGACGGGAUUGAAAAAAGAAAAGCUUGAGGAUCUUGGCUUAAAACAGUUUACCGUGGCAGAGCUAUUCACUCGCAUAUUCAUCCCAACCUCCUUUCUGCUGGUGUGCAUUUUACACCUUCACUACUUCCACGAUAGGUUCCUGGAACUCACAGACCUGAAAUCCAUUCCCAGCAAGGAAGACAGCGCCAUCUACAGCCAUGCCAAAGUCAAUGGGCGCGUAUAUCUAAUAAUAAAUAGCAUCAAGAAAAAAUUACCAAUCCACCAAAAUGAACUGGCGCACCCUGAAGGAAGCCUUCCGGACCUUGCCAUGAUGAAUCUGACCGCCAGCCUGGACAAGCCGGACCUAAAGAAGCUGGCUGAGCCUAGGGAGGACAAACCAGAGGGAUGCCCUGAAAAGGCUGAGAAGGCUGAGCUUGGAAAAGACAGCGAGGAGGAGGAGGAAGAAGAGGAGGAAGAGGAGGAGGAGGAGGAAGAGGAAGAGGAAGAGACCUCAGAUUUAAGAAACAAAUGGCAUCUGGUGAUUGACCGCCUCACUGUGCUCUUCUUAAAAUUCCUGGAGUAUUUUCACAAGCUGCAGGUGUUCAUGUGGUGGAUUUUGGAGUUGCAUAUCAUCAAAAUUGUUUCAUCGUACAUUAUCUGGGUUUCUGUGAAAGAGGUGUCUCUGUUCAACUAUGUAUUUUUGAUUUCUUGGGCUUUUGCUCUACCAUACGCCAAGCUACGCCGUCUGGCUUCAAGUGUCUGCACUGUCUGGACAUGUGUGAUCAUCGUCUGCAAAAUGUUGUACCAGCUGCAAACCAUUAAGCCUGAGAACUUUUCUGUUAACUGUUCCUUGCCAAAUGAAAACCAAACAAAUAUACCCAUCAACCAGUUGAACAAGUCUCAACUCUAUAGCGCUCCUAUUGACCCAACAGAAUGGGUCGGCCUGAGGAAGUCUUCCCCUCUGCUUGUCUACCUGAGGAAUAAUCUCCUGAUGCUGGCCAUUCUGGCCUUCGAGGUUACGAUUUACCGCCAUCAGGAAUACUAUCGAGGUCGAAACAACCUCACAGCCCCUGUGUCUAAAACCAUCUUUCAUGACAUUACAAGACUCCAUCUAGAUGAUGGGCUUAUAAAUUGUGCCAAAUAUUUCAUAAAUUACUUCUUCUACAAGUUUGGUCUGGAGACCUGUUUCCUAAUGUCAGUUAAUGUAAUUGGUCAGCGAAUGGAUUUCUAUGCCAUGAUUCAUGCCUGCUGGCUGAUCGCUGUCUUAUAUCGACGCAGAAGAAAGGCCAUUGCAGAGAUCUGGCCCAAGUACUGCUGCUUCCUGGCUUGCAUCAUCACCUUCCAGUACUUCAUCUGCAUUGGCAUCCCUCCGGCUCCUUGCAGAGAUUACCCGUGGAGAUUCAAGGGUGCUAGCUUCAAUGACAACAUCAUAAAGUGGCUGUACUUCCCAGACUUCAUCGUGCGGCCCAACCCCGUGUUUCUUGUCUAUGACUUCAUGCUGCUCCUGUGUGCCUCCUUGCAAAGGCAGAUCUUUGAGGACGAAAACAAGGCUGCCGUGCGGAUCAUGGCUGGGGACAAUGUGGAGAUCUGCAUGAACCUUGAUGCGGCCUCUUUCAGCCAGCAUAACCCCGUGCCAGAUUUCAUUCACUGCAGAUCAUACUUAGACAUGUCCAAAGUGAUCAUCUUCAGCUACCUCUUCUGGUUUGUCCUCACGAUCAUCUUCAUUACUGGGACAACCAGGAUCAGCAUCUUUUGCAUGGGUUACUUGGUGGCCUGCUUCUAUUUCCUGCUCUUUGGGGGUGAUUUGCUGCUGAAACCCAUCAAGAGCAUCCUGCGCUACUGGGACUGGUUGAUUGCAUACAACGUUUUUGUGAUUACGAUGAAAAACAUACUGUCAAUAGGAGCAUGUGGAUACAUUGAAAAAUUGGUUCAAAAUAGUUGCUGGUUGAUCCAAGCUUUCAGCCUGGCCUGCACAGUCAAAGGCUAUAAAAUGCCUGAUGAUGAUUCCUCAUGUAAACUACCUAGUGGUGAAGCAGGAAUUAUUUGGGACAGCAUAUGUUUCGCCUUCCUCCUGCUACAGAGAAGAGUUUUCAUGAGUUACUAUUUCCUACAUGUUGUGGCUGAUAUAAAAGCUUCACAGAUCUUGGCAUCAAGAGGGGCUGAACUUUUCCAGGCCACAAUUGUAAAGGCUGUAAAGGCAAGGAUUGAGGAAGAGAAAAAGUCAAUGGAUCAGCUAAAAAGGCAGAUGGAUCGCAUUAAAGCCAGGCAACAGAAAUACAAAAAGGGUAAGGAGAGGAUGCUGAGCUUGACCCAGGAAUCAGGGGAAGGCCAAGACAUCCAAAAACUCUCUGAAGAGGAUGAUGAAAGAGAAGCAGACAAACAGAAAGCCAAGGGCAAAAAAAAGCAGUGGUGGCGGCCUUGGGUUGAUCAUGCUUCCAUGGUCAGGAGUGGAGAUUAUUAUUUGUUUGAAACGGAUAGUGAAGAGGAAGAAGAAGAAGAAUUAAAAAAGGAAGAUGAAGAACCUCCGAGAAGGUCAGCUUUCCAGUUUGUUUAUCAAGCCUGGAUCACUGACCCUAAAACAGCACUGCGACAGAGACGCAAAGAGAAAAAAAAGUCUGCAAAAGAAGAACAGAAAAGAAGAAGAAAAGGAUCUGGGGAGGGUCCUGUGGAGUGGGAAGACCGAGAGGAUGAACCAAUCAAAAAGAAAUCCGAUGGACCAGAUAAUAUCAUCAAGAGGAUAUUUAAUAUUUUGAAAUUUACCUGGGUUCUGUUUCUGGCAACAGUGGAUAGUUUCACAACUUGGCUUAACUCCAUUUCAAGGGAGCAUAUUGAUAUAUCUACAGUUCUGAGAAUUGAAAGAUGCAUGCUGACCAGAGAAAUUAAAAAGGGCAACGUCCCCACUCGGGAGAGCAUCCACAUGUACUACCAGAACCACAUCAUGAACCUUUCCAGAGAGUCUGGACUGGACACCAUUAACGACCGUCCUGGUGCAGCUUCCGGUGCACAGACAGCCCACAGGAUGGAUAGCUUAGAUUCACAUGACAGUAUCUCCAGCUGCUACACUGAAGCAACCAUGCUGUUCUCAAGGCAGUCUACCCUUGAUGAUUUAGAUGGACCAGAAACUGUUCCUAAAACAAGUGAGCGUGCUCGACCUAGGCUUCGUAAAAUGUUCAGCAUGGAUAUGUCCUCCUCAUCAGCUGACAGUGGCAGUUUAGCAUCAAGCGAGCCCACGCAGUGCACCAUGCUGUACUCGCGCCAGGGGACCACGGAAACCAUAGCGGAGGUGGAGGCCGAGCAGGACGACGAGGCGGUGGCCGCAGACGUAGACCAGGGCGGGGAGGCCACGGGGAACGUGGGGCCAGAGGAGGCCUCGGAGGGCUCGGAGGCCUCAGAAGUCGGCCUGACACCGGACGCCGAGCUGCCGCAGUACCCCACAGAGGACGGGGACGUGGAGGCCCCGCCGUCCUACAGCAAGGCCGUCAGCUUUGAGCGCCUGUCCUUCGGUUCCCGGGAUGACUCUGCAGGCCAGAGCCACAUGGCUGUGAGCCCCGACGACAGCCGCUCGGACAGGCUCGAGUCCAGCAUCUUACCGCCCCUGACCCACGAGCUGACAGCCAGCGAGCUGCUGCUGAACAAGAUGUUCCAUGAUGAUGAGCUUGAAGAGUCAGAGAAAUUCUACGUUGGCCAGCCCCGGUUCUUGCUGUUAUUCUAUGCCAUGUACAACACUCUGGUGGCCCGCUCAGAAAUGGUGUGCUAUUUUGUGAUCAUACUAAACCACAUGGUCUCCGCCUCCAUGAUCACUCUUGUGCUUCCCAUUCUGAUAUUCCUCUGGGCCAUGCUAUCUGUCCCCAGGCCCAGUAGACGAUUCUGGAUGAUGGCCAUUGUCUACACAGAGGUGGCAAUUGUGGUCAAGUAUUUUUUCCAAUUUGGGUUUUUUCCCUGGAACAAGAAUGUGGAAUUGAACAAAGAUAAGCCUUACCACCCACCCAAUAUCAUAGGAGUGGAAAAGAAAGAAGGUUAUGUCCUUUACGAUCUCAUUCAGCUCCUGGCUCUUUUCUUCCAUCGAUCAAUUUUAAAGUGCCAUGGUUUGUGGGAUGAAGAUGACAUCACUGACAGUGGCACAGACAAAGAAGAGUCAGAUGAUGAGCUCUCCCUCAGUCGUGGCAGGAGGGCCUCCUCCGAUUCUCUGAAAUCCAUCAACCUGGCCGCGUCCGCAGAGUCAGUGCACGUGUCUUUCCCUGAGCAGUCCACCGCCAUCCGGAGGAAGCGAUCGGGAAGCAGCUCCCAGAUAUCCCCCAGAUCCAGCUUUUCUUCCAAUAGGUCCAAAAGAGGCAGCACAAGCACCCGAAACAGCAGCCAAAAAGGAAGCAGUGUUUUAAGCAUCAAGCAGAAAAGUAAAAGGGAACUUUAUAUGGAAAAGCUUCAAGAACAUUUAAUCAAAGCAAAAGCAUUUACCAUAAAGAAGACUCUGCAAAUAUAUGUGCCCAUCAGACAGUUCUUCUAUGACCUCAUCCACCCAGACUAUAGUGCUGUGACCGACGUGUAUGUGCUCAUGUUCCUGGCCGACACUGUUGACUUUGUCAUCAUCGUCUUUGGCUUCUGGGCCUUUGGGAAACACUCAGCAGCAGCAGACAUCACCUCUUCCCUGUCAGAGGACCAGGUUCCUGGGCCAUUUUUGGUGAUGGUCCUCAUUCAGUUUGGAACCAUGGUGGUGGACCGAGCACUAUACCUCAGGAAGACUGUACUGGGAAAGGUCAUUUUUCAGGUCAUUCUUGUGUUUGGAAUUCACUUCUGGAUGUUCUUCAUCUUGCCUGGUGUGACUGAGAGGAAGUUCAGCCAGAACCUGGUUGCUCAGCUUUGGUACUUUGUGAAAUGUGUUUACUUCGGAUUGUCUGCCUACCAAAUCCGUUGUGGCUACCCAACACGAGUUCUAGGAAAUUUCCUCACCAAGAGCUACAAUUAUGUCAACCUCUUCUUGUUUCAAGGGUUCCGCCUCGUUCCCUUUCUGACUGAGUUGAGGGCUGUGAUGGACUGGGUGUGGACAGACACAACCUUGAGCCUCUCCAGCUGGAUCUGUGUUGAGGACAUCUAUGCUCACAUAUUCAUCCUGAAGUGUUGGCGUGAGUCCGAAAAAAGAUACCCACAGCCUCGGGGGCAGAAGAAGAAGAAAGUGGUGAAGUACGGCAUGGGAGGCAUGAUCAUCGUUCUGCUCAUCUGCAUUGUGUGGUUUCCCCUUCUCUUCAUGUCCUUGAUCAAAUCUGUGGCAGGGGUCAUCAACCAGCCCCUGGACGUCUCAGUCACAAUUACCCUGGGAGGGUACCAGCCUAUUUUCACAAUGAGUGCCCAGCAAAGCCAGUUGAAAGUUAUGGAUCAGACAAGGUUUAAUAAAUUUAUGAAAGCUUUCUCUAGGGACACUGGUGCUAUGCAAUUUCUGGAAAAUUAUGAAAAAGAAGACAUAACAGUAGCAGAACUGGAAGGAAACUCAAAUUCUUUGUGGACCAUCAGCCCUCCCAGUAAGCAGAAAAUGAUACACGAACUCAUGGACCCCAAUAGUAGCUUCUCUGUUGUUUUUUCAUGGAGUAUUCAGAGAAACAUGAGUCUGGGUGCAAAAGCAGAAAUUGCAACCGAUAAGCUUUCUUUUCUUCUUAAAAAUAAUACACGUAAGAAUAUAGCUAAAAUGAUAGCCGGCAACAACACAGAAAGUUCAAGAACACCAGUGACUAUAGAAAAGAUCUACCCAUAUUAUGUGAAAGCACCUAGCGAUUCGAACUCAAAACCUAUAAAGCAACUUUUGUCUGAAAAUAAUUUCAUGAAUAUCACCAUCACUUUGUCCAGAGACAACACAACUAAAACUAACAGUGAGUGGUGGGUUCUCAACCUGACUGGAAAUCGAAUAUACAAUCAGCAUGCUCAGGCCUUGGAACUGGUGGUCUUCAAUGACAAAGUCAGCCCCCCGAGUCUGGGGUUCCUGGCUGGCUAUGGGAUCAUGGGAUUAUAUGCUUCAGUGGUCCUUGUGAUUGGGAAGUUUGUCCGUGAAUUCUUCAGUGGAAUUUCUCACUCCAUCAUGUUUGAAGAGCUUCCAAACGUGGAUCGAAUCCUGAAGUUGUGCACGGAUAUUUUUUUAGUUCGAGAGACAGGAGAACUGGAACUAGAGGAAGAUCUCUAUGCCAAAUUAAUCUUCCUGUACCGAUCCCCAGAAACCAUGAUCAAAUGGACUAGAGAAAAAACAAAUUGAUACCUUGAGACACAGACUGCAAAUCAAGUGAACAUUUGAAUUUUUUAAAAAGCACAAUAUUCUCAUAAGAGCUAAGCAUUUCUAGUUGGAUGGAAAUGGUUUCUCUUCUGACAGGUGGUCAAAAGGAGCUGACUUCCUUUUGCAGUCUAAGCUACCUUGCAGAUGAAGGCGCCUGUUGAAAAAGUUAUUUGUAAUUCCAUUUCUCCAAAAUCAGGGCUACUUGUUUUAUGUUUUAGUCAACAGUGUCUUGCAUUCUGAUUGACUAUGCAAAGGAGUCACUUAUGGGUCUCCUCCCUCAGAGAAACAGGAGAGAAGAAGGAAGAAGGAAAGACACACAUGUUCUUCUGUGCAGGGACUGCACCCUUCCAGAAAAGAUGUUAUGAUGCCCUACGUUGUGCUGUGUCACCAACAGGGAAUCUGCUGUGAGGAGAAAUGAUGGGCCUCAGCAUACCCCAAAAAUACACAACAGCAAUAGGAGGCUGAAACUCCUGAACAGAUUUCUGGGGGGACGAAGGGAGAAAGGGAGCCAAAGACCCAUGAAGAUGCCAGAGGAAGGAUAAGCCUCAUUCUAAGCAAAAAGUUAACAUUAGUGACACUCUUACUGCCUUAUCUUAACUGAAGACUAAUAAAAAAAAAAAUCUUUUCAUUAAACACCAGUGACUUCUCAGGAAAAAAAAAAAAAAAGCAGCAAAAUAAAUAUGUGGACACUGUCUUUGUUGAGGCCCAGCUAGUGACUGGCUUCAGUGGUGGUGACUGUUCUGCUUCAGAGUUCCUGCUCCUCGUCAGACACAGGCUCCAGGUAGAAAGAUAAAAAUGGCACCCAGCUGGAUGUGGAAAAUACUGACUUUGUAACUCUUUACUAAUGGAGGUCAUGAACGCUCUUCUACCUUUCUCCAUCCCUUAACACGCUUUUUUCCCAUUUCGGUGAUUUAAGGCAAUGGUGUUUUCCAGUAUGUGACAUUUUCCUUCCUGUUUUUCAGGUAUAUCAAAGAGUUUACAUAUUCCAAUUCACAUUUUUACAUCUGAGACGGGUUUUUUAAGUUCAUAAUUAUGAAAGAAAUAUGUAUAUUGAGCUUGGGGAAAUAAAAAAUGGCCUUUUCUUAAAUUAUUAUUGGUAAUACAACCUCUUCGUUAAAUAACAAUGUAGCAUGAAAAUUUAUGAUUGAAAUGUAGUUUUCAUUCCAUAUUAAAAUAUAGUUUGUGAGGAAUCAUCGAAUGGACUAGAAUAAGUAAAAAAAAAUGAUCCUAUGUAGUUUGGGUUCAGGACUGACUUAAAAUAAAGCACAUCUUGCAAAGUCA
Canis lupus familiaris (dog) is the source of this 9880-nucleotide messenger RNA. It is a transcript of the gene PIEZO2, whose product is annotated as piezo type mechanosensitive ion channel component 2. Bases 80 to 8581 code for a protein of 2833 amino acids. The transcript is spliced from 55 exons. Gene Ontology annotation, cellular component: plasma membrane. Gene Ontology annotation, biological process: cellular response to mechanical stimulus; regulation of membrane potential; detection of mechanical stimulus. The record is from RefSeq and is a predicted model, not a curated record. Gene Ontology annotation, molecular function: mechanosensitive monoatomic ion channel activity; monoatomic cation channel activity. NCBI's taxonomy places the organism in Eukaryota, Metazoa, Chordata, Mammalia, Carnivora, Canidae.